Saprolegnia parasitica CBS 223.65 is the source of this 910-nucleotide messenger RNA. RefSeq lists its product as hypothetical. Lineage: Eukaryota; Oomycota; Saprolegniomycetes; Saprolegniales; Saprolegniaceae. The transcript has a single exon. The record is from RefSeq and is a predicted model, not a curated record. The coding region runs from base 1 to 864 and encodes 287 amino acids.
AUGGUGCCGUCGCCGGCACCCAAGCCGUCACCGUCGACGGUGCCGUCGCCGUCCGUGACACCUUCGCCGACACCGACAACGACUCCGCCGCUCACACCGACGACGACGCCGCCUAGCACAACGCUUUUAUCGACGACAGCACCGCCGCCGACAACGGUCGUGACGUUGACACCGACGUCGCCACCGGUCACGCCGCGCCCGACACCGGCGACACCUGCGCCGACGCAGCGGGUGGUGACAUCCACUCCCACGAUCGUCUAUGUCGAUCCGACGCUAGGCCCGACACCGAUACCGUCGAUCGCAGCGAGCAGCGGUGCCGAUUUGCAGCAGUACGUUGUCCCGGCAGUCGUCGGUGGCGCAGUCGUCAUCUUCAUCUUGAUCCUGCUCGUGCUCCGGAAACGUCGGCAUGAGAAGCGCUACGACGACAUGGACAUUGUCAGUCCCUACAGCAUGCGCCCCGGGACGUUUCUUAACGAGGACGGCAACCCGAUCCCGUACAAGCGCGGGUACACGUCGUUCAACGCGAGCCUGCGCAACACCAACGUCGACUCGCAGCUCGAGACGCGCACGACCGCAUACGACUUUGACGUGCCCGAGACUGCAAACAGCUACCACACCAACUCCAACAGCAUCGGUAGCAACGCCAACAACAUCAGUAGCAGCCACCAAACGACCCGCGGCACGCAGCGCUCGGAGAGUGCCCACAGCAGCAGCACCGAGGACGAUGUCGCUGCCAUGUCCGGGUCGCGUCGAGGCCAGCACAUCUGUCUGGACCGUGUUGUCGAGUACCGUCGGUUGACCUACGACGCCAACCGCGUCACAUCGCCGACGAGCUUGCACCAGGUGACUGAAAUUACGAUUUAAUCGCAACCCAGCAACGUCGUUAUACUAUACCGUUGGUAACCCACUA